Messenger RNA from Corythoichthys intestinalis (scribbled pipefish), 2726 nucleotides. RefSeq names its product secretory carrier membrane protein 3 (gene scamp3). NCBI's taxonomy places the organism in Eukaryota, Metazoa, Chordata, Actinopteri, Syngnathiformes, Syngnathidae. The transcript has 9 exons. The coding region runs from base 353 to 1402 and encodes 349 amino acids. The record is from RefSeq and is a predicted model, not a curated record. Gene Ontology annotation, biological process: protein transport. Gene Ontology annotation, cellular component: recycling endosome membrane; trans-Golgi network membrane.
AGCUAAAGAGUUAAUCAUUACGACUUGCUUCUGCUUUGUGUGUCAGAUUUGUUUCUUUGCGCCGCAGUGGUCACAUGACCAUGACUCUAGCUCAUGACUUCCUGUAUUGGAUUUUGCUCUCCUGCAGCGAAAGUAGCGGUUACAUCCUGCUGACCGAAAGACGAAAAUACUCGAAAAUUUAACCUAACUGUCCGUGUGUGGCUUUACAUUUAAAUUGCAGCAAGAAUGAAAGGCUAGCUAGCCUGCAUGGCCUGUUUCUUACGUUGGGAGAAGCGAACUGUAUUGCUGUACAUCACUGACGUUUACAUUAGCAGCAGCAAGUGGCGGUGAUUUCCCAGCGUUUUUUGCGAUUAUGUCAAAAUACACCAGCUUUCCGGAGCCAAUGGACGACCACAACCCUUUCCAGGACCCAGCAGUGACCCAACACAGCAGCAAUAGUGGUUAUGCCACACUGGACCUGUACAACCCAUUUGAGGGCACGGCUGAGCCCCCACCUCCAUAUGAAGCCACUUCUCCCUCUGCUCCACCUGUCUCAGCAAAGACCCCACCCAGCCGGACAACACCAACAGAGCCCCGUAACUAUGGCUCCUAUAACACUCAUAAUUCUCAGAGUGCAGUUAAUGCUACCACAACAGAGCUGAUGAAAAAGCAAGAGGAGCUCGAGAGGAAAGCUCGAGAGCUGGAGCAGAGAGAGCGGGAGCUGCAGUCUCACAGCUUGGGGCCAGGAGCUUCGCGACAAAAUAACUGGCCUCCCCUCCCAUCAUUCUGUCCUGUUGGCCCCUGCUUCUACCAGGACAUAAAUGUGGAGAUUAGCCAGCGCUUCCAGCGCACGGUCACCCUCAUGUACUACUUUUGGUUGUUCGGCACUGGAACUCUGCUCUUCAAUCUUAUCUCUUCACUGGCAAUGUUCUGCAUCGACACGACAGUUGGUGUCGGACUGGGUCUCGCCAUCCUAUGGGCUCUUCUCUUUACGCCAUGUUCCUUCGUCUGCUGGUAUCGGCCUGCUUACAAAGCCUUCAGGAGUGACAGCUCCUUCAACUUCUUCAUCUUCUUCUUUGUUUUCUUCGCCCAAGUGGUUGUUUAUGUCAUUAUGACUAUUGGCAUCCCUGGAUGGGGUUUCAGUGGAUGGAUCGUGAGCUUGACCGCUCUCAAACGAAACGUCGCUGUCGGUGUGAUCACGAUGUUAAACGCCAUACUCUUUACUGCCCAGACCACCAUUGGGGUGUUCAUGCUGAAGAAGGUCCACGGUCUCUACAGACAAACCGAUGCCAGUUUUCAAAAGGCCCAGGCGGAGUUCGCCACCGGAGUCAUGUCUAAUCAGGCCGUCCGCCAAGCUGCUGCCAACGCUGCUGCCAACGUCGCUGCCAACACUGCUCAAGGGGCUUUCAACACACCCGCCUGAUUAAGAGGGACACAGUAGUAAGUUUGAGAUUUCGAAAGAGUCUGAUAAAAGGUUCAUUUUCCCCAUCGGUGAUUACGUUUCAAUAGGCGGGUAACCUGAGUCUCUGUAAAUUGCCCUGAGAAAACUAAACAACAAGUGCAUGAGACCGUGGAUAUGUCAUGUGUGUAUCAAUAGUUUUUUCACGUGAUUAAUAAAAACUCCACAAUAUAAGGGUUGAUUCAUACAGACAUGAAUAAGAUGUAUGAAGGUUUGUGUGAAUACAGGGAAGCUUUUAAAAAGUGCCAAAUUUAAUAUACUCUUCCAUUUUUAAUGACACGGGUGUGAACAUUGUUGAUGAGCUCAUGCUUAAAUCUCUGUAUUUAAACACAAUUUCCACCCCACCGUUACCAAAUACAAUUUUUUUUUCCUUGUAUAAAAAUAACUCCAAAAGAGAAUGCCUAUUUAUGUUGUUGCCAAACUCACACACACUGUAAGUAUUGAAUUUGUUGUUUCUUUUGUGUAUCGCUUUUCUGUUGCUGCAUCCUAAAGUUAUCUUUGUUUUAAUACAAAUAUAUUGACAUUGCGAAAAUAUCUGGGUCUACUGUAGUCAUUGAAUUGUAAUAGACUACUGAUUUAUUCACACAAAAUGUGCAUUUUGGAUGGAGUUUAGCCCGUUGAAUACCGUAAUACAUUGCUCAAACAUAGACUUCAAAACUAUUGACCUGACACUUCAUAGGGGGCCGAGUUUCAUUUAGUAAUAGUCAGCCGAAGACUGCACACGCUGUUUCCAAGCUGGAUUUAAGCUUGGAUUUUUUUAAGUACAAAAGCUAUACCGCAUACAAACAAGGAAGGACUGUCUCAGGAGUUAAUUUGUUCAAGGAGUCAAGGUAAAUAUUUUAUUUUUCGUACCAUGAAUGCAUUUUGAAAAAAAAAAAAUCAAUUGGAGAAUGGGAACCGCGACGGCAUUGGCGUCAUUCUUCGACAUAAAUACUCAAAAUAGAUGCGUAACUACCUGUUUUUUUGGUCGUUUAACAAAGAAUCGAGACAGUUUUACGUCCAUAUCUAUAAACAAUUCAGUGAUUUAAGCAUUUAUUUUAUUCACAAGAAUUUUGAACGGAAAAAGCCAUUGUGGCAGCCCCCAUAUCAUAACAAAGAGCUAACAGACUAGCAUCAUCCUUCGACAGAACAAAGUAAAUUCAAACUGCUUGUGUUUUUUGCUUUUAACCAAGAAUCAAGACUGUUUUACUUCCAUAUCCAUACAAUAUUCAGGAAUUUAAGCAUUUAUUCACAAGAAUUUCAACGUAAAAAGCUCUUUGCUGUGGACUUGUGGUAAGGCGGCGCCGCA